AUGACGCUCUUCAUCCUGACCGAAACCAGUGCUGGUUAUGCACUCCUCAAAGCAAAGGACAAGAAGCUUCUCAAGCGAGACGAUCUUGAGAAGGAAACUCAGACUGCAGAGGGUGUCUCAAAUCUCAUGAAGUUGAAGAACUUCCAGAAAUUCGAUAGCGCAACGACAGCUCUCGAGGAAGUCGCUUCUGUUGUCGAAGGCAAGGUUACACCGCGAUUGGCAAGUCUUCUCGAGUCCAUCAAGGAUGAGAAGAAAGUCUCCCUAGCCGUUGCAGAUCCAAAGCUCGGAAAUGCAAUUGGAAAACUUCCCGGGCUUUCCAUCCAGGCAAUUGCCGAUUCUACCACAGCCGAUCUCUACAGAGCUAUCAGAACCCACCUUCCGACGUUGAUUCCCGGCCUUCUCCCCAACGACAUCUCCACCAUGUCUCUAGGUCUCUCUCACUCCCUUGCAAGAUACAAACUUAAAUUCUCGCCGGAUAAGAUCGAUACUAUGAUUGUUCAGGCAAUCGCGCUACUGGACGACCUUGACAAGGAAUUGAACACCUACGCCAUGAGAGUGAAGGAAUGGUAUGGAUGGCAUUUCCCGGAAAUGGCGAAGAUUUUGAACGACAACAUGGCAUACGCCAAAGUCGUACUGAAGAUGGGCUUGCGUUCAAAUUCCGAUUCGGCUGACUUGUCUGAUAUCCUCCCCGAAGAAAUCGAAGGCGCAGUGAAGGCCGCCGCCAACCGGUCUAUGGGUACUGAUAUUAGCAAUGAAGAUCUGGAAAACAUUCAGUCCUUGGCAGAGCAAGUGGUCGGCUUCGCGGAUUACCGUCAACAGCUAGCAAGCUACCUGUCUGCGCGUAUGGCGGCCAUCGCUCCUAAUCUCACCUCUUUGGUGGGUGAAUUGGUCGGUGCAAGACUUAUCGCUCAUGCCGGAAGCUUGAUGAACUUGUCAAAGAGCCCUGCAAGUACAAUCCAAAUUCUUGGGGCUGAGAAGGCCCUCUUCCGCGCAUUGAAAACAAAACACGAUACUCCGAAGUAUGGUCUCAUUUACCAUGCUUCACUUAUUGGACAAGCCACCGGCAAGAACAAGGGUAAAAUGGCUCGUGUUUUGGCCGCCAAGGCUGCUCUUGGUCUCCGCGUGGAUGCUCUCGCCGACUGGGAGGCGGAUGCUGAUGGCAAUGAGCCAACUGAAGAAGAGAGAGCGGCUCUAGGCAUGGAAUCAAGAUACUACCUGGAAAAGAAAUUGGCUGCUAUGGAGGGCAAGCCGUUGAAGCCGAGAGGCGUCGCCAUUGCUCCAAACGGCAUCCCAGUUGACCAACCUAAGAAAUGGGACAUUAAAGAGGCUAGGAAGCACAAUCCUGAUGCUGAUGGCUUGGUUGGGGAUGAGCCUGCGGCAACGGAAAAAAUCAGCAAGAAGUCGAAAAAAGAGAAGAAGUUAAUACAGGAAAUCAAGGACGAGGAAAUGAAAGAUGCCGAAUCUGAGCCAGAAGACUCGGCAGAGUCCGAGAAUGAAGAUGAGAAGCCCAAGAAGUCCAAGAAGAAGGGAGAAAAAAGCAUCAAGCCCGAAGCUACUGAUGAUGUUAAAACUGAGGCACUUGCUGAAAAGGCUGGACUCAGCGUUAAGAGGUACCUAAAGAAAUUGGAACGAGGCGAAAUCAACUUCGACGAGGAUGGCAACCCAUCGUCUGUAAGCAAAAAAGAUCUCAAGAAAGCCAAAAAGGAAGCAAAGAAAGCCGCAAAAUCAGAUGAAAAGGAUGCAGGGAAAAAACGGAAGCGAGACGAAGACGAAGAAGCCGGAGAGUCGAAGAGCGAGAAAAAGAAGAAGAAGAAGAGCAAGGCGUAG
This is a messenger RNA of Uncinocarpus reesii 1704, 1827 nucleotides long. Its product is annotated as nucleolar protein NOP58. Gene Ontology annotation, cellular component: box C/D methylation guide snoRNP complex; small-subunit processome. The coding region runs from base 1 to 1827 and encodes 608 amino acids. The record is from RefSeq and is a predicted model, not a curated record. Lineage: Eukaryota; Fungi; Ascomycota; Eurotiomycetes; Onygenales; Onygenaceae. Gene Ontology annotation, molecular function: snoRNA binding. The transcript is spliced from 3 exons.